AUGAGUAAACGAUCGAAAAAAGAUCGCUCGCUGCCACCUGCAGCUCCACCGCUUGAACCAUUAAUGCCGUCAACCGUAUUAAAAAUUGGGGAAGCAUUUAUUGUACUGAGACGAGCAGCCAACGGAGAUGGCGUUAAAGAUGAACAGUGUCUGGCAACAAUAGUAGAAAUACGUGAAGGGGAACAUUUGAAUUCAAAGCCUAAUUCUACUUCAACUUUAUCAGCUCAUGAAAUGGAUAUUCGUUGUGUUUGCACAAAAUUGUUGAACGAAGUGUCUGGAGAAAAAGUUCCAGUAGAGGUGGAUAUUGCUACGAGGAAAGAACAGUGUAAAAUGUAUUAUGUUCACUACGAUGGUAUGGAUAGAAGACUGGAUGAGUGGGUUGAAAGGAGUCGAAUUAUAAAACGGGCAAAUGCAAAUGCCUGCACAUCUGUUUUGUCUGUACCUGCUUCUCUGGCAGGCACAUUAGAAAGCGGAACUUUGACUCGAAGUCAGCGGCGUAUACACGAAGAAUUCAACCAUGUGCAAAAAAGUUAUGAAGAUAUGGAUGCGACAACAGCGAAACUUGAAAAAGAGCAUGCUGAGAUGACAAAAGUGAAAAACAUCGAUAAAAUACGUUAUGGUGAUUAUGAGAUUGAUACAUGGUAUGUUUCACCAUAUCCAGAUGAAUAUAGCAAAGCGCCAAUACUUUAUAUAUGUGAAUAUUGUCUAGCUUAUAUGCUAACCGAAACAGAAUAUUGUUGUCAUGUGCUUCAUUAUUGCGAUCGACGACAGCCUCCUGGAGACGAAAUUUAUAGGGAUAAAAAUUUGUCCAUUUAUGAAGUAGAUGGCAAAGUAAAUAAGACUUAUUGCCAGUGUUUAUGCUUGCUGUCGAAGUUAUUUCUGGAUCACAAAACGUUGUUUUUUGAUGUCGAAACUUUCCUUUUUUAUGUUUUGUGUGAAGUAGAUCAGAUAGGGGCUCAUGUUGUUGGGCAUUUUUCUAAAGAGCGUCUCUCUGCUAAUAAUUUAGCGUGCAUAAUGGUUUUGCCUCCGUUUCAGCGUAAAGGCUACGGCAAAUUGCUUAUACAACUUAGUUACGAGUUAUCUAGUCGUGAAGGGAUGAUUGGAACACCUGAAAAACCGUUAUCAGAUUUAGGAAAAGUUAGUUAUCGCAGCUAUUGGUGGUGGGUAUUGUUAGAAGCGCUUGAUAAGUUAAAUAUCGAUGAUGUAACGGUUUCAGAUUUGAGUGCAGCUUCUGGUAUAGCUGAAGAUGAUAUAAUAUCGACUUUACAAACAAUGCAGUUAAUAAAGUACUGGAAGGGUGAUCACGUGGUACGAAUGACGAGGCGAUUAGUUGAACACUGCAAGUCGAUUAAUAUGGGGCGUCCACCAAAGUUACUCCUUGAUGCCAGUCUUUUGCGAUGGUGGCCAAGAAAGCGAUAUCAGUUUAACCAUCGUGAAAGAGAAUAA
Thelazia callipaeda (thelaziosis nematode) is the source of this 1446-nucleotide messenger RNA. Lineage: Eukaryota; Metazoa; Nematoda; Chromadorea; Rhabditida; Thelaziidae. The record is from the annotation of a GenBank genome assembly.